AUGGCUGCCGCUUCUACUAAAUCUUCAGCAUCGAAAUCAGCAAGCUCUGCUGGUGCUUCUUCAACUCCAGCAGCCGCAUCUGCUCCAGGUUUUCAAAUUGACCAGGAAAAAUUGCUCCAGACUGUCCAGACUCUCCAAUUUGGCUGGUUUGCUGGUAAUCUCCUCACCGUAUUGGGCUUUGCUCUUUACGCAUUUACUUACUUGGGAUUUAUGCCCUUGUUCUACAAAAAAUUAUACAAGCCUUUCUGGUUGCUCACAUUGCUUGGUGUCUUGAUUUCUUUUGGAAUCUUGAUUUUCCAAUUGAUUCAAAAGAAUGGUCCAAGAAUGGGAUUGAUUAUCAAGGACGACAACACUCAUUACCUUUUGCUCGGUGGAUUUUUGUUGUUCCUUAGACCAUAUGUCAUCUUGACCUUGGUUCCAUUCUUUGUGUUUUCAAUCUUUCACGUUUUGGCCUACCUCAAUGGCUACAUCUUGCCCAUCUUUGGUUUGGAGAAGAGCUUGGCCUCUAAAUAUUUAACUAGCUUUGUUAGUGCCAACAAUGCCAAGUCGAUUCAAGUUGCUAGUGGUAUUGAAUUGAUCACUUUGGUUUGGUUGGUCUUGAGAAUGUUGGCAUUCAGAAAGAGAUCAUUAACCCCUGUUUUGGUCUACUUGGUGUUCUUGAAGAAGAGAUAUGAGGUUAGUCCAUUCACCAGAAACUACUUGAAGGUUGUCAAAAACACAAUUGACCAAUUCGUGACUGACUUGAACCAGCCUAUCUUGAAACAAGGCUGGGACCACAUCGUACAUGCAUUUGCCGUAAUUGACCAAUAUAAGUUGGUUCACGAUUAUUCUGCUGCUGAAAAGGCAGAGUAA
Messenger RNA from Lodderomyces elongisporus, 852 nucleotides. It is a transcript of the gene POM33, whose product is annotated as nucleoporin. The coding region runs from base 1 to 852 and encodes 283 amino acids. Gene Ontology annotation, biological process: membrane organization; endoplasmic reticulum tubular network organization. The record is from RefSeq and is a predicted model, not a curated record. Lineage: Eukaryota; Fungi; Ascomycota; Pichiomycetes; Serinales; Debaryomycetaceae. The transcript has a single exon. Gene Ontology annotation, cellular component: endoplasmic reticulum; membrane.